Molecule: messenger RNA, 417 nt
Organism: Puccinia triticina
Lineage: Eukaryota; Fungi; Basidiomycota; Pucciniomycetes; Pucciniales; Pucciniaceae
Exons: 2
Coding region: 1-417 (138 amino acids)
Source: RefSeq, a predicted model, not a curated record
AUGCAACCCCCUCCGACGAUCUCAUCCGAGAAUGUCGGGUGUAACUUCCCAGUUAAAAGCUGCCCCGCUAGAGAUACUUCCGUCAGCCCAAGCGGCACCGGAAACAAGUCCGGCGGUGCGAGCCACUCCAGAAGUGUCACCAGCACCGGCCCCGCCAGCACAACUUGCAGCGCGAGUACCUCCGCCGGCGCGAGCUGUACCAGCAAUGUCGUCGGUACCUCCGCAAGCACAAGGUACAACGGGAGUGACCGGAGCAACUUCACGAGCGAGAUGUAUAACAAAAGUGACCAGACUACCUCCGCCAGCGCGAGAGCCACCACCACUACCAACUUUGAUGGCCAAAGUACCUCCACCGGCACAAAAGGCACCACAACCGCCGGUAAAGCCUAUGCAAGUCUUCCAGAACCAGAACGGUAA